AGGAGUAACACACUAUGUUUGAGUUCUGCAGCAGAUCAUAUGCGUGAGAAACCAGCUGGGGGCAGCCAUGUCCUGUGCAAAGCCUGUGCAGGGGCAAGCUGCCUGUUGAGCCAAAAGAGGACAGACUGCUCAGACUCUCGGGUGGGAGGCUUGGGUCUUAGUGUCAGCUGAGAACGUGCACUGUUGCAGUUAACCUUCAAAGACAGCAGUGCUUUGACACUGGGGUCGGCUGGAUCUGGGAAGACAUUACCCCGAUAAUCUACAUCCUUCAGAGCCCACCAUCUAAAAUCAGGUAACACACAGGCAUCUUUAAAAACACAUCAGGACAGCAUAUGUAUACUCUGGUUGUUUUCGGACUCCACCCAGUAAAUCACCUUUCUCACCAAAACUGGAACUGAAGAAGACUGAAAGAGGAAAUAUAGCAUAACAGACUAGUCUCAAUCAGAUACUGCAAUAAUAGGCUUAAGCUGUCUGUCAUAAUGGAUGCUCCAGCUGAAAAAACACACAGCUGUGGGACAAUCUGUCUAAAAUAUCUACUUUUUCUCUUCAAUAUACUUUUUUGGCUGGCAGGAGGAGCCGUGCUGGCAGUGGGAGUGUGGACUCUGGUGGAAAAGAGUGACUACAUCAGUUUACUCAACUCCAGCUUCUACUCCGCCUCAGCAUAUAUCCUGAUAGCUGCUGGAAUCAUUGUGAUCGUGACCGGGGUCAUCGGCUGCUGUGCCACUCUCAAAGAGAUGAAGAGUCUUUUGAUAGUGUAUUUGAUCUUGUUGCUCUGUAUUUUCCUGCUGGAAAUCAUUGCUGGUGUGCUGGCCUACAUUAAAUACCAAGAGCUGGACGAGGACCUCAGACAGAACCUUCAGGUGACCAUGCAGCAGAAAUACCAGCUUCCUGGAGAAGAAAGUGUCACACAAGCUGUGGAUAAACUUCAACAAGAGUUUAAGUGUUGUGGCAGUCACAACUCUUCAGACUGGAUGGGCAGUGUGUGGAUCCAGGCUGCAGACAAUGAACGGCUAGUCCCUGACAGCUGCUGUAAAACCCCCAGUGACCUCUGUGGCCGCAGGGAUCAUCCCUCCAACAUAUACAAGGUGGAGGGAGGCUGCAUUAUGAAACUAGAGGAGUUUAUCCUGAGCCAGUUGUAUAUCCUUGGUGCAGUGAGCAUUGGGAUUGCAUUUUUACAGCUUGUGGGGAUGAUGUUUACUUGCUGCCUUUAUCGAAAUUUGAAAGAAGAUCCAUACUGAUUUUUGACUGGAAUCUGCCACCACAUCACUGAUUGUACAUUUUGGAUUAAUUUCAAAGCUCCAAUUAUUUAACUUGUACUGUGAUGCUGUGAAGUUGCCAAUUAGAAUAAUGCCAUAGCUUUCAAAAUGUACAAACAUUAGCAAACCUAUAUUGCUGCUGGGCAGCACUUUUAUUUUCUGCCAAAUGCUAUUGCAUGCUUCAGGAAUAUUAUAUACUUAUAUAUUUACUUAUACACCUAUCCUGUAACCAAUUACAUAGUUUAACCCUCCUGUUAUGUUGCGGGUCAAAUUGACCCUUUUUAAAGUCUAUUUUAAAGUCUAUAUAUGCCUUCCGAACCAGCUGAAUGCAGCAUAAAAAAAUCUGGACAGCAUGUGACAGCAUGUAAUUUCAAUGAAAAACGAGUGAUUUAUCCUCAUUGAACCAUGAUCUGUGAGAAU
Molecule: messenger RNA, 1676 nt
Organism: Notolabrus celidotus (New Zealand spotty)
Lineage: Eukaryota; Metazoa; Chordata; Actinopteri; Labriformes; Labridae
Gene: cd151
Product: CD151 molecule
Exons: 9
Coding region: 480-1238 (252 amino acids)
Cellular component (GO): membrane
Source: RefSeq, a predicted model, not a curated record